This is a messenger RNA of Lutzomyia longipalpis, 2196 nucleotides long. RefSeq names its product xylulose kinase. Gene Ontology annotation, biological process: xylulose metabolic process; D-xylose metabolic process. Gene Ontology annotation, molecular function: D-xylulokinase activity. Lineage: Eukaryota; Metazoa; Arthropoda; Insecta; Diptera; Psychodidae. The record is from RefSeq and is a predicted model, not a curated record. Gene Ontology annotation, cellular component: cytosol. Bases 212 to 1876 code for a protein of 554 amino acids. The transcript is spliced from 4 exons.
UGGGAUUAAUUUUCGUUACUGUCAACAAUAAAACUUAAAAACAUUGCGGCAGCUUUUCUGUGUUGUAAAAAUCUAUCUGUGUUCCCUGCUAAUCAACUCCGCAUUUGGCGAUAAUCCUCAGCCGAGUGCAAGUGUAGUCAUUCCUCACUUCACCCAAGUGCUUAAUCUUACAUUGUGCCUUAAUUGUAGAAACAGCCCGUACUUACAAAACAUGAUUUCGCAUGAGCAGGAAACUUUCCUUGGAUUCGACCUCAGCACGCAAAAGCUCAAAGCGGUGCAAUUAUCUAACACACUGGAAGUGCUGGCACAAGCUGAAGUAAAGUUCGACUCUGAUCUUCAGGGUUUUCGGACAUUUGGAGGCGUCAAUGCGGGUACGCAGAAGCAAGAAUUCUUUGUGCAACCGGUAAUGUGGGUGAAGGCCCUGGACAUGGUGUUGGAUCGUUUGGUGGUCCAGGGCGCAGAUCUCAGUACUGUGGCAGCACUAAGUGGUGCCGCACAGCAACAUGGAUCGGUCUACUGGUCCCGUCACGGUGUCCAAAUUCUCGGGAAUCUCGAUCCAGACAAAUUCCUCCAUAUGCAAAUUGACGACUCCGCCUUCACGCUCACCCGCACGCCCAUCUGGAUGGACGGCACGACGACAAAGCAGUGCCACGAGAUGGAGGAAGCCAUUGGGGGACGUGAUCAAAUGGUCCAACUCACCGGCUCAAAAUGCUACGAAAGAUUCACCGGGCCGCAAAUUAGAAAGAUUUUCCAGCAACGUCCCGACGUCUAUGAGCACACUGAGCGAAUAUCCCUUGUCAGUAGUUUCCUAGCAUCGAUCUUCCUUGGGGCUGUAGCUCCCAUUGAUUACUCCGAUGGCUCAGGCAUGAAUCUCCUGGAUAUUGUGAAGAAAACUUGGUCACAGGAAUGUAUAAAUUCCUGUGCUCCUGAUUUGGAGCCGAGACUUGGUGAAUUGAGAUCCAGUACGGAAGUUUUGGGUGAUAUUGCCCCCUUUUUCGUGCAGAGAUUCAAUUUUAGCACAAACUGCAAGGUGGUUGCGUUCACGGGGGAUAAUCCUUCAGCCCUCACGGGAAUGGUUGUGGACAGAGAUUGGCUGGUCUUAUCUCUCGGGACAAGUGAUACGGUCAUGAUGACACUCGAUGAACCACCAAAGUUCGAGGAAGGGCAUGUGUUCAUCCAUCCCACGGACACAAAGAGUUACAUGGGGAUGCUGUGUUUCAGAAACGGUUCUCUCGUGCGAGAUAAAUUCAAACACGCUGAAGGCAACAACAGCUGGGAUUACUUCAGUGAACUCCUGGAAUCCAUGCCGAGAGGAAAUUUCGGGAAUAUGGCUUUGCAUUUUGUGAAUCAAGAAAUCAUUCCCAAUGUCAAGGGCACCCUGCGAUGGAACAAAGAUUCCUCGUCAAGUAAUCCCGAAGCUGCCAAGGGUGUUGCCAAAUUUUCAUCUCCACAGACGGAGAUUCGAGCUCUAAUUGAGGGUCAAAUGCUCCACCGGCGAGCCAUUGCAAGCGAUAUGGGCUUCCUUUUCGGCGAGAAUACGCGUAUCCUUGCCACGGGUGGAGCGUCGGCCAAUAAAGCCAUCCUGCAGGUGAUGGCAGAUGUGUUCAAUGCCCCUGUCUAUGUGCAAUCGGCUACUGAAGCUGCCCUCCUGGGGGCAGCCUAUCGUGCCAAAUACGCAAUGUACCUGCAAGACGAUGAGACGCGAAAGCUUGAUCCGGAAAACAUUGAGAGCUACUACAGCUUCUUCCAGCGUCUUCUUCCGCACCAUGUGCAAUGCGUCUGUGAACCUAGCCGCGACAGUCACGAAAUCUACACAAAAAUGCUAACGCGAUGGCGUGAAAUGAUCACAGUUCUUAUGACACAGCAGCAGGACUAAAAGUUCAGCUGUGUGCCAACGUCCCUGACAGAUCUGAAUUUUAAUUCACGGACAAAGCUUAUCAAUUUCUUAUAAAAAAAUCAAAAUAUUAAUGUUAAAAAAGGUCUGUCAGGGAAAGGACUCUAGAAAGGAUAUUAAGUAGAUUAGCUAAAAUUGGCUUUGUCAUCUAGCAGCUAAAAAAGCUUUAAAAUGCAUUUUGCAACCAUGGGAUAUUUUAUUUUGCAAAGAGAAAUACUUACCUAUUUUAUACUCAUGAUGGCUAAAUUUAUUAAUUCAAUUCUUUUACAAAUAAAAAUAUUUAUUUUAAAUGAAAUUAAAAA